AUGAGAAUGCGGCGCCACAGGGUGUUCUUGCUGUGCACGGUUGGGCUGUGUGUCAUCUCCUUCCUGCACUACUACAAGGCCCUCCAUUAUGUGUCCCUACUGCGUGAGCUGUCCGCACCGUACCCUAACAUCAAGUCCAUCAUUAUGGUUACCGGAUUCUUCUGGCAAGAGAAAAGAACUGAAACCGGUACGCAGCUCAGCCCCGCUUACCCCGAGGAGGCGCCCCCACUCCCGGUCGUCUACCCGUCGGACACCAAAGCCAGAGGGGGCGCUUUGGUGGGAAUGGCGACAGACGAGAUUGAGGUAGCAGUGGGAUCUAACAUGUUGGGCAAUGGGGGACUGGAGAUGAGGGCCAUGGAGGUGCCGGCGCCUCCUCAUCCUUGGGAGAAACCAGAUGAUGGACUGAAAGUUGACAUUCAGACACAGCAGGAAAACCAUCCCAACCCACCUGUGCACACUCACGCGCCACAAGACCCGGCCCACCCGGCACCGUUCCGUAAGGUCAAACCGCCCCCGGACUUGUUGGAAUCCAUGGGCGACCUGCACACUCGCACUUACCAGCUGCGAGAUGACAAGACCUCGUUCUUCGCUCGAACCCGAGCUGGAGCACUGUGCUUCCGGCAGGGCACUGAAGUGGCCAGCCCCAGGGAGAAAGCGGGCGUCGCCAAGGAGGGUGGCCGCAACACCGCCCAGCGAAAACCUCUGGAGGUCCAACAGCAGGCCUCGAUCACAUCCAAAACCAGGGUCAUUCGGGGUGGCAAGCGGCUGGUGAAGUGCGUGUGCCGGCCCGGCUGGCACGGACCCUACUGCGGAGUGCCCACCAUGGUGUACCACUCCAACCUGCCAACCAAGGAGCGGCUAACGCCCAGAGAGACGCCUCGCCGCGUCAUUAACGCCAUCAAUGUCAACCAUGAGUUUGACCUGCUGCACGUACGCUUUCACGAGCUGGCACAGGCUGUAGACCUUUUCAUUGUGUGCGAAUCCAACUUCACCGCCUAUGGGGAAAAAAGACCUCUCAGUUUUUUGCAUCUGCUCCUGAACGGUACUUACGACUAUGUGCGCCACAAGAUCCUGUACGUUUUCCUGGAUCAUUUCCCUGAAGGCGGUCGGCAGGAUGGCUGGAUAGCAGAUGACUACCUUCGCACCUUCCUGACGCGCAAUGGUAUGUCACGGGUAGAGGGCGGCCGGCCGGACGACGUCUUCGUCAUUAAUGACGCCGAUGAGAUUCCAGCCCAUGAGGGCCUCCUCUUCCUCAAACUCUUUGAUGGCUGGACAGAGCCCUUCGCCAUUCACAUGCGCAGGUCUCUGUACGGCUUCUUCUGGAAGCAGCUUGGCUCCCUGGAGGUGGUAUCGGGCUGCACGAUGGGCAUGCUGCGUGCCGUCUACGAUGGCGACGGCAUCAAGCUGCGACGACGCGAGUACUACACCAUGGCGGGCUUCCGCAAGUACGAGAAUGACACGGGCCACAUCCUGGUGCAGUGGUCAUUGGGCAGCCCUUUUCACUUCGCCGGUUGGCACUGCUCCUGGUGCUUCUCACCUGAGGGCAUCCUCUAUAAGCUGGUGUCGGCCCAGAACGGUGAUUUCCCGCGCUGGGGCGACUACGAGGACAAACGCGACCUGGGUUACAUCCGCCAGCUGAUCCGAACCGGCGGCUGGUUUGACGGCUCGCUGCAGGAGUACCCGCCUGUGGACCCCAAGGAGAUCAUGUACGCCCCCAAGUACAUGCUGGACCACUACCCACGAUACCGCUACCUCCUGGAAAACCCCUACGCCGGACAGCGUUGA
This is a messenger RNA of Nerophis lumbriciformis (worm pipefish), 1785 nucleotides long. Lineage: Eukaryota; Metazoa; Chordata; Actinopteri; Syngnathiformes; Syngnathidae. The record is from RefSeq and is a predicted model, not a curated record.